Messenger RNA from Pseudophryne corroboree (corroboree frog), 2129 nucleotides. RefSeq names its product gastrula zinc finger protein XlCGF26.1-like. The coding region runs from base 227 to 1594 and encodes 455 amino acids. NCBI's taxonomy places the organism in Eukaryota, Metazoa, Chordata, Amphibia, Anura, Myobatrachidae. The transcript has 4 exons. The record is from RefSeq and is a predicted model, not a curated record.
UCGGUUGGUGACUCCCGCAGUACCUUCUAACAUGGACCGGAAGUGGUUUCUCCUCACAACAGUCUGAGUUGCCGAGGAGAGAUCAUCAUAUAGGAGACGUCAGGUUACACAGUAGUAAGGAAUACAUCCGGUGAGUGGAAGACACCCAGCAGCCAUCCCUGUGUGUCAGGAGGACUGAGCAGGACCCAGAGCCCCAUCACGGUUCCUCCACCUCACUCACUGAUACAUGAGAGGCACAAUGACCAGAAGAUCCUGGAACUCACCAACAAGAUGGACAGAUGGACCUAGUAACAGAGAUACCCCAGAGAGAUGUCCCCGUCCUCUGUAUUCCCAGAAUUGUACAGAGGAGAAUCACAGGACCCCACAGGAGGAUCAGCGUGAAGAUCUGACUCGUAUGAAGGUAGAAGAUAUAGAGGGAGAAGAAGAGACAUAUGUGACUGUAAUUAAGUUAGAAGAUAUAGAGGAAGAAGAGGAGACGUAUGUGACUGAUAUGAAGGCAGAAGAUAUAGUGGGAGAAGAGACGUAUGUGACUGAUAUGAAGGCAGAAGAUACAGAGGGAGAAGAAGAGACGUAUGUGACUGUUAUUAAGGUAGAAGAUACAGAAGGAGAUGAAGCGACAUAUGUGAAGGGUGAUCAGCAGUGUAAGGAGGAGGAAAUCCCUACAGAUAUCUGCACAGCAGAUGGAAACCACCACUGGGAUAUAUCAGAGGAACAUCUCCGUUUAUCUCCAGAUGGUAUAAUAGAAGAUAACAUCACACAAGAUUCUCCAGGAGAAAACCCUCUUACCUCAAUAAUACAUUCAGUACCUCACAGUGCAGAUAUACCAUCAGCUACUUCUAAACAUGGGGAAUGUUCUCCUGAUAACACAGACAUUGAUCCAUCUAUCAAGGUUCUUAGAGUAGAGAAGAUGUUUUCCAGUUCUAUAGAUAGGAGAUGUUUUACACAGAGCACAAAGCGUAUUACCCAUCAGCCCGCUAAAACAAGUGAGAGCCCAUUUCCAUGUUCUAAGUGUGGAAAAUGUUUUACACAGUACACCACACUUGUUGCACAUGAGAAAACUCACAGAUGUCAGAGCCCAUUUAUAUGCUCUGAGUGUGGAAAAUGUUUUGUACACAAAUCAGUUUUUGUUACACAUCAAAGACGUCACACAGGUGAGAGACCAUUUCCAUGUACUGAGUGUGGGAAAUGUUUUACACAUAAAUCAGACCUUUUUAGACAUGAGAGAAGUCACACAGGUGAGAAACCGUUUCCAUGUUCUGAGUGUGGGAAAUGUUUUACACGGAAAUCAGUUCUUCUUAUACAUCAGAGGCUUCACACAGGUGAGAUGCCAUUUCCAUGUACCGAGUGUGGGAAAUGUUUUACACAGAAAUCAGUUCUUGUUAUACAUCAGAGACGUCACACAGGUGAGAAGCCAUUUCCAUGCUCUGAGUGUGGGAAAUGUUUUCCUGUGAAAUCAGAUCUUGUUAUACAUCAGAGAUGUCACACAAGUGAAAAACCAUUUCCAUGCUCUGAGUGUGGGAAAUGUUUUGCUCGCAAAUCUAUUCUUGUAACACAUCAGAGACGUCACACAGCUGAGAAUCCAUUUCCAUGCUGAGUGUGGAAAAUGUUUCACAGAGAUAUCAAAUCUUGUUGCACGUAAGUGAAGUCACAUAGGUGAGAAGCCAUUUCCAUGCUGAGUGUGGGAAAUGUUUUGCAUGCCAGUCUGUUGUUGGUGCACAUCAGAGAAGUCACACAGGUGAGAAACCAUUUCCAUGUUCUGAGUGUGGGAAAUGUUUUACACGGAAAUCAAAUCUUGUUACACAUCAGAAAAUGCGCAGAAGAGGAAAGCAACUUUAGUGAACUGAUAGAUAUGAAGCCACAAUACUUUAUUGUGAAAGCUAUUAAAAAAUUAUCUAAAACUAGGUCUAAAUUUGUUUACAGAGUGUGUAGUAAACGGUACAUUGUCAUCACUGAGUUCUGGGCAACGGGUCAAAGCUCCAGGCAGUCUAUAUAACAAGAUAUACACACCAUCUACACCAGUGGCUGGUCCUUCACAACAUCCUCAUCAGACUUAUGUGUGGAACUUAUUGCAGGUUCCUUAUAUAUCUGUAUCACUGUUCUCCGCAACAAUAAAAUAACAUUGGUAUAGA